Molecule: messenger RNA, 5192 nt
Organism: Polyodon spathula (Mississippi paddlefish)
Lineage: Eukaryota; Metazoa; Chordata; Actinopteri; Acipenseriformes; Polyodontidae
Product: plasma membrane calcium-transporting ATPase 1-like
Exons: 23
Coding region: 1242-4859 (1205 amino acids)
Biological process (GO): calcium ion transmembrane transport; regulation of cytosolic calcium ion concentration
Cellular component (GO): intracellular membrane-bounded organelle; membrane
Molecular function (GO): ATP hydrolysis activity; PDZ domain binding; P-type calcium transporter activity
Source: RefSeq, a predicted model, not a curated record
UCUCAUUCCGCGGCGGUCCCCGGUUUGUGCUCUCUCUCUCUCUCUUUCUCUUUACAGUCCCGGAAUCACUGGAUCCAGCUGUCUGUUGCUAAUCCGCAGUAGUCCGGAGCCUGUCUGCGUCGAUACGCGCUCUUGCAACGCGGUGGAUCUGGCAGGCUAGCCAGGGUGAUCGAAGGUUGAAACUGGGAAAUUACCAAUCGAAACAGAAACCUCGUUUUGCCUUCGAACCCGGACCGGACGGCAAAUCCACAAUAUACCAACGGAUAUCCCUUUCUGUGGUAUUCAUUUCUUCUUGGAAAAGAUUUCAGCAAAAACAGAAUUUGGAACUGUCUGUCUGUUUAAACUCGGAUGUUGGUUUUCAAAUUUUAUUUUAUUACAACAAUCUUGAGGGGAAAAGAAAAAAAAACACAUCACGAAGACAUUAAUACUGAAUUGGUAUAUAAAAGCCUCAAUACUUUCAGUUGUUUUUCAAGAACGCUAUUCAUUUGAAUGCGUCAUCGUUACUGGAAUUAAAUAUUAUCUAAUUUUUUAAUCAUUAAUGUAAAAUACACAAGAAACAUUUUAGCAAACAAAAUCUCGAAAGAAGAACGCUAAUCACUAAUCAAAGCCAUAUUUUUUAUAUAGAUGUACUUCUUUUCUUUCCCCGCGUAACAGAGAUUGAAGUGUUAUGUUUUCAUCGUUUGCGUAAAGAAUAUUUUUUGGAGAAGACUUCUCUGUUGGGAGGGGAAGAGACUAAAACGCCAUUCUUUUUACCACUGCGACCUGGAUUUUUAAAUGCGAGGGACGAGUCGUUAACUACAGCUGUCAUGUUACACUGAGCCCGAAGAUUCAUCAGCAGAAGUUGCCUGUAUCCAGAGAAGUCCCGCCCCUUUGAGAAGAUGCCUACCUGUCACUGCUCGGGGCGACAGACGCUGUGGUAACAUGCUCUUCUUGGUUACACCUCUGGGGAAGCCUGACUCAGCUGAUGUUUGUGUCUGUAUCCGUAAGGGAAAAAUUUCAACAAAUUCCCAGAAUUCCUUAUCAAGGGAGGGACUAGGCGUACUUCCUGUCUCUGAAGUUUUGAACUUUUUGGGGGAGGAGGAGGUGGAGUAAGAAGAAAGAAAUUAAGUUUGUAUCAUCGUAAAAACAAAAGUGUUUAUUUGAACAUUCUGAAUACUAUUAUAUCGUCCUUUUAAAAAACGGGUUUAAAAAAUCAAAACAAAAAAAAAGCAGAAGACAGUCCCAACAUUCAACCAAUAAGAAUGGCGAACAACAUGGUGGACCACCCCCCUGGGAACUCUGUUGCUGAGGGUAACCACGAAGGCGAGUUUGGUUGCUCGGUUGCUGACCUGCGUGGUUUGAUGGAACUGCGGACCGGCGAGGCAGUCGCCAAUAUCAAGGACAGAUUUGAUGACGUACAGGGCAUCUGCCGCAGGCUGAAAACCUCGCCCAUUGAAGGCCUCUCCGGUAACCCUGUGGACCUGGAGAAGAGGCACCUGGAGUUUGGCCAGAACUUCAUCCCUCCGAAGAAAGCCAAGACAUUCCUGCAGUUAGUGUGGGAGGCACUGCAGGAUGUGACCCUCAUCAUCCUGGAAGUGGCAGCCAUCAUCUCUCUGGGGCUGUCCUUCUACCACCCUCCAGGGGGGAACAGUGAGCAAUGUGGUCAGGUAAGCGGGGGAGUGGAGGACGAGGGCGAGGCCCAGGCUGGCUGGAUCGAGGGGGCCGCUAUUCUCUUCUCUGUCGUUAUCGUAGUCCUGGUAACGGCCUUUAACGACUGGAGCAAAGAGAAGCAGUUCAGGGGGCUGCAGAGCCGCAUCGAGCAGGAGCAGAAAUUCACCGUCAUCCGCAAGGGCCAGGUCAUCCAGAUUCCUGUGGCUGAGAUUGUGGUGGGGGACAUCGCCCAGAUCAAAUACGGUGAUCUAUUGCCAGCAGAUGGAGUUCUCAUUCAGUGCAACGACCUGAAGAUUGAUGAGAGCUCCCUGACCGGCGAGUCGGAUCACGUCAAGAAGUCAGUCGAAAAUGACCCCAUGCUGCUGUCCGGGACCCACGUGAUGGAGGGCUCCGGUCGCAUGGUGGUGACAGCAGUCGGCUUGAACUCUCAGACUGGCAUCAUCUUCACCCUGCUCGGGGCUGGAGGGGAUGAGGAGGAGAAGAAGUUGAAGAAAGGCAAAAAACAAGGAUCUGCAGAAAAUCGCAACAAAGCGAAAGCCCAGGAUGGAGUGGCCUUGGAGAUACAGCCUCUGAAAAGCGAGGAAGGAGUGGAGUGUGAGGAGAAGGAGGUGAAGAAAGUUAACGUCACCAAGAAGGAAAAAUCGGUGCUUCAGGGCAAGCUUACCAGACUAGCAGUACAGAUCGGCAAAGCAGGCCUGAUCAUGUCGGCUGUGACUGUGAUCAUCCUGAUCCUGUAUUUUGUCAUCGACACCUUUGGGGUUCGUGGAUAUGUGUGGACGAAGGAAUGCACCCCAAUCUACAUCCAGUUCUUCGUGAAGUUCUUCAUCAUCGGAGUCACCGUGCUUGUGGUGGCCGUUCCUGAGGGGCUGCCCUUGGCUGUCACCAUCUCACUUGCAUACUCUGUCAAGAAAAUGAUGAAGGACAACAAUCUGGUGCGUCACCUGGACGCUUGCGAGACCAUGGGCAACGCCACGGCAAUCUGCUCCGACAAGACGGGCACGCUGACCAUGAACCGCAUGACGGUGGUGGAGGCCUACAUCGGGGACACCCACUUCCCGCAGGUGCCAGACCCGGAAGCACUGCAACCCGAAACGCUGGAGCUCUUGGUAAAUGGGAUCGCCGUCAACUCCGCCUACACUACAAAGAUACUGCCCCCUGAGAAGGAGGGUGGUUUGCCCCGUCAAGUCGGAAACAAGACAGAGUGCUCUCUGCUGGGGCUGGUCCUAGAUCUGAAGAAGGAUUACCAGGCAGUGAGAGACGAGGUUCCAGAGGAGAAGCUGCACAAGGUCUACACCUUUAACUCUUCCCGCAAGAGCAUGAGCACAGUGCUGAAGAACCCCGUGGGAACAGGCUUCCGCAUGUACAGCAAGGGAGCCUCUGAGAUCAUACUGCGAAAGUGCACUCGGAUCCUGGAUGGGGCUGGUGAAUCUCGGAUCUUCAAGGUGAAGGAUCGGGAUGACAUGGUGUGCAAGGUUAUCGAGCCCAUGGCCUGCAAUGGCCUGCGCACCAUCUGCCUGGCCAUGCGGGACUUCGAGACGGAGCCCGACUGGGACAACGAGAAUGAAAUCCUGUCCAACCUGACCUGCAUCGCUGUGGUGGGCAUUGAGGACCCCGUCCGGCCAGAGGUAACUCGCUUUAAAUCGAAGCUAGAACGGGCUGGAAUCACAGUGCGCAUGGUGACGGGAGACAACAUCAACACGGCACGGGCCAUCGCCACCAAGUGCGGCAUCCUGCUGCCUGGAGAGGACUUCCUGUGCCUAGAGGGCAAAGAGUUCAACACGUUGAUCCGCAAUGAGAAGGGCGAGGUUGAACAAGAACGCCUUGAUAAAGUCUGGCCUAAGCUGCGAGUCCUGGCCCGUUCAUCUCCAACGGACAAGCACACCCUUGUCAAAGGAAUCAUCGACAGCACGGUGGGAGAAACGCGACAGGUGGUGGCCGUGACGGGAGAUGGCACCAACGAUGGCCCCGCCCUCAAGAAGGCUGACGUCGGCUUUGCUAUGGGUAUCGCAGGGACGGACGUUGCAAAGGAAGCCUCUGACAUCAUCCUGACGGAUGAUAACUUCACCAGCAUCGUGAAGGCGGUGAUGUGGGGCCGCAACGUCUACGACAGCAUCUCCAAAUUCCUGCAGUUCCAGCUCACCGUCAAUGUGGUGGCCGUCAUCGUGGCUUUCACCGGGGCCUGCAUCACACAGGACUCUCCUCUCAAAGCUGUCCAGAUGCUGUGGGUCAAUCUGAUUAUGGACACCUUGGCAUCCUUGGCCCUGGCCACAGAGCCCCCCACCGAGUCCCUGCUGCUGCGCAGACCGUACGGGAGGAACAAGCCACUUAUCUCCCGGACCAUGAUGAAGAACAUCCUGGGCCACGCGGUCUACCAGCUCACCAUCAUCUUCACACUGCUGUUCGCAGGAGAGAAGUUCUUUGACAUCGACAGCGGUCGGAAUGCGCCCCUGCAUUCCCCGCCCUCGGAACACUACACCAUCGUCUUUAACACCUUCGUCAUGAUGCAGCUCUUCAACGAGAUCAAUGCUCGCAAGAUCCACGGGGAGAGGAAUGUCUUUGAGGGCAUCUACAAGAACCCCAUCUUUUGUGGAGUGGUGCUGGGCACCUUUGUCUGCCAGAUCAUCAUUGUGGAGUUGGGAGGGAAGCCCUUCUCCUGCUCUGGCCUCACCAUUGACCAGUGGCUGUGGUGUGUCUUCAUCGGGGUGGGAGAGCUGCUCUGGGGUCAGCUGAUCUCCGCGAUCCCGACAAACCGCCUGACGUUCCUGAAGGAGGCAGGCCACGGGACCACGAAGGAGGACAUCCACGAGGAGGAGUACACAGAGGGAACGGAUGAGAUUGACCAUGCAGAGAUGGAGAUGCGUCGAGGGCAGAUCCUUUGGUUCCGGGGGCUGAACCGCAUUCAGACGCAGAUUAAAGUGGUGAAUGCAUUCCGUAGCUCCCUUUACGAGAAGCCAGAGUCGAGGAACUCCAUCCAUAACUUCAUGUCCCAUCCUGAAUUUGGUCCAUCUGCAAAGGACGAGCCUAGGAUCCCCACCAUACAGGAAAGCAGCAUUGAGAUUGAGGGUCUCUCAGAGUCUCCAAAAUCAAAAGGGGGUCUGAGGGCACACUCCCCCAAUCGCAACAAUAACGCGCUGGACAUCGUCGCGGCCCCUUCCCACGGCAACACAUCCUCGGGGAGCCCCCUGCACAGCCAUGAGACAUCCAUCUGAUGACCCUUGAACUCUGACCCUCAAAUCUCCCGUGCAAACACACUACUCCAGCGUGCAUGAUUUUGCCAUGUGCAUGCUUGCCUGUGUCAUGCAAAAUCAGCUGUUGGGCAGGAGAGCUCAGGUCUACUCUGACUUCUUCAGUUACUAUGUGUCGCUCUCAUUAAUCUCUCUCUCUCUCUCUGGUUUUUCUACAUGUUUAUAAUUGUCAGUACUCUGUGGGUUCUAGUUUUAAAGUUAUAUCCAGUGAUCAAAAAAAAAAAAACUUUUUAUAUUGUAUGUGAACUUCAAAUUCAAACAAGUGAAACCACAAAAAUCUGCAAAUAUUCAAGUUAG